Colletotrichum orchidophilum is the source of this 1521-nucleotide messenger RNA. RefSeq lists its product as uncharacterized. Lineage: Eukaryota; Fungi; Ascomycota; Sordariomycetes; Glomerellales; Glomerellaceae. Gene Ontology annotation, cellular component: membrane. Bases 1 to 1521 code for a protein of 506 amino acids. Gene Ontology annotation, molecular function: signaling receptor activity. The transcript is spliced from 2 exons. The record is from RefSeq and is a predicted model, not a curated record.
AUGGCUUCUCUCCAAUCACCUUGUAGCGGCGCCGCCAUCCAGGACGACGACGACUUCACGACUGCAACCUCCUCCGGAGCUCAGACUGACGGCUCCGAACUCGCUCGGAGAAGACGACACUCCUUUAUUCAUAGACGCAAGUCCAUUGUGAACCAAAUCAUGGACGGUGAGGAGCACUUGCUACUCAAGGUUGACCUCUUCCUGACCGAAUUGGAACGUCGCCUCGAAUUCCUCGAAAACUAUGGCGAGCUUACUUUCGACUCGAGCAUAUCUCGCGCCUUUUCCACCCUCCAGACCGUCCGCGCCCGCUGCUCCCAUGCCUCGGAGGAGGUCCUCGGCGCCGGCCGCAGGCGCCUGCACAUCAUGGUAGAGACCCUCGAGGCCCGGUACCAUGGCGCCCUGGCUUCAGCCGAGUCCCUGAACGAGAAGGCCCGCGUCGGCAUCGAGCUCCUAGACGACAUGCUCACCGAGUUUGAGAACAAGGCGCACAAGUUGCGGGAGCAAGGUCUCGCCAAUGCGGCCGACACGGCAAGCGCCUUCAUGAGCGAGGGCCGAAGGGUUGUGGACGAGAGCAUCGAGCUCGCGCGGGAGGUCGUCGACGAGGGUAUCGAGAGGGCCAUGCGCGCCGCUGAGAGUCUGGAGGAGAAGAUUGCCCUCGCCGUCGCGAGGGCUAGGGAGACGAAACUCAUCACCUAUGACGACCUCCCUGUGCCGUGGCGCAUCAACCCGCAUAUUCGUGAUGGCUAUCGCUUCACCGAGUCCAAGCUCGAGUGCAUUUGGUCGGCCUUCCGCCCCUCCAACGAGCUCGUCAACAUUUGGUCCCAUGCCAUCGGCCUCUUCAUCGUCCUCGCCGUCGCCCUCUACUUUUACCCCCGCAAUAUCAACUUCCAAUUUAGUACCAAGACGGACGUCUUUGUCGCCGCCGUCUUCUUCUUCACGGCCUGCCUGACGCUGGUUUGCUCAACAAUCUGGCACACCAUGAACGCCGUCGCCGACGUUGACGCCAUCAGCAUCUUUGCAUGUGUCGACUAUACGGGCAUCUCGCUGCUCAUUGCAGCGUCCAUUGUAACGACCGAGUACACGGCCUUCUACUGCGAUCCGGUCAGCCGCUGGCUGUAUAUGGGCACGACGGCGGUGCUUGGCAUCGGCGGCGUCAUUCUCCCCUGGCACCCGACCUUUAAUGGAGCCGAGAUGGCUUGGGCCCGUGUCGCAUUUUUCUGUGGCCUCGGCGCGACAGGGUUCCUGCCGAUCCUGCAGCUCUACUUCUCCCACGGACCCGAGUUCGUUUGGGAGUUUUACACGCCGAUUGCCAAAAGUAUCUUUGUGUACUUACUCGGCGCUUUUGUAUACGCGAGCAAGAUUCCCGAACGCUGGUGCCCCGGCAUGUUUGACUACAUUGGCGGAAGCCACAACCUGUGGCAUUUGGCGGUUCUCGGCGGCAUCUUGUUUCACUACACGGCGAUGCAGUCAUUCUUUGCGAAUGCCUUUAGGCAGGCUCAGGGAGAGUGUUCCGCAUUUUGA